AAUGACUCGGGAAUGACCCACUUCCACUCCCAGCCCCACUACAGGCUACGACUGGGCGAUGUGCCGUUUGUUGCUGGGAAGUCUACCAGCCCAAGCCACUCGGUCACGGCCAACGUGCAGCAUGUGCUCCACCUCAUGAAGCAGCAUUCGAAAGCCCUCUGCAACAGCCGCGUGGUCAGCGAAGCCCCGAUGAGUAAGCCGUCGAGUAGGGGCAGGAGAGCAUCUACGUCUUCCCUUUCUUCCACCUCCCAAGGAGAUCUUUCUGAGGUGCUUCUGACAUUACAAGAUGAGCUCGGGCAAAUGAGUUUCCAACACCAGCACUUAGCAAAACUCAUCCAUGAAGCUGCAACAAUGGCCUUAAGGAGGGACUUGGAGAAGGAUUUGGAAGUGCUGGUGAAAAAGAUGGAAGCCAAGGCUGAACAAAUCAAUAAAAUCCAGAGGCAUCGGGCACGGCUGGAGAAGCUCAAGGUCAGCAAGACCAAGCAGCACGGCGCUCGGGAUUGCUGUAAAGCGGGCGAAGAGAAGAAGGUGAAAGAGGCCAGCUUGAAGAGAAAGCCCGUUGGGCAGGGCAAGAAGAACCUCCAGCUGCUGAGAGACAUGCAAAGCAUACAGACCUCCCUCCAGAAAGAUGACAUCAGUUGGGACUGCUGAAUUGUCUUCCCCUCGUGUGUGUGUGUGUGUGUGUGGGUGUUUGGGUGUGUGUGGCACCUUGUAAACAAAGGCUUCUCCUAUUCUACCUGUAUGCCUGAUUGUGUUAUCAUCGUGGAGAGGAACUGGGGAUGGGUAGAAAGGAAGCAAAGAUAGGCUGGCCUCUUAUUAUUUCAUUGCUAAAGCCCCACAUUGGCACCACCACUAAUGGAAUAUUUUUCUAUGAAAGGUUAUUUUUACCCUACAAUUCUGCUUCUGACCAUGGAACUCAUUGCUUGCGAUGACUUCCUUCUACGUGUGAGUUUCUUUUUCUUUUUUAAAUUCAUUUGGAGCAUUGAAAAUGAACUGGGAAAGGCAUCAGAAUUAUUAUUUUUGGCAGAGUUUUGACUUUGCUUUAUAAAGACAUGGUGCCUUUGAAUGAAGCAAGGGUGGUACGAAGCCUUGUGUCCCUUUUCAAGGUCUUAUAAGUAGCUUUUUCUUUAAAAAGAAACAAGCUUUUUUUUCUUCUCAGAAUGGAGAACUCCACUCAUGUCUCGAUGUUUGAGCAAGAUGCUCCUGUUUAGAAAUACGGAAAUUAUGCACAGAGGUGAGAAGAUUUUCUUUGGCAUUCAAUUAAACACCAUUAAAAAAAAUUUAUAUCCAUUUUAAGCCAUGGGAUUGAAAGGAUGCGGUUUCAGAGUGAAACUGAAUUGCCAAGUUAAUUUUAAUCUCAUUUCUACUGUUCUGCUGAAAAGCAGGUUUAAUACACGUAUUUUAUUUUCCCCAAAAUUAAAUGGUGCCUUCGAUCAUGCUGUUUAAUACUGGCAGGCAGCUUUUUAAAAACUAAUAUUCCCUAGACUAGAAGAUCUGCUUGGUGGUUCUGGUACUAGGCAGUUUUAAAUGUACAUGCAACAAUAUUAUUUAUUAUAUUAAUAAUAUAAAGGCUUUUCCGGAGAUUGGACUGUAGUAGUAACUCGAAAUGGCCUGUACUUUUUCGAGGUUUGAUUGGACUGCAAUAAAGGCAAAUACAAUAAAUUAGUUGUGAAAAC
This is a messenger RNA of Thamnophis sirtalis, 1676 nucleotides long. NCBI's taxonomy places the organism in Eukaryota, Metazoa, Chordata, Lepidosauria, Squamata, Natricidae. The record is from RefSeq and is a predicted model, not a curated record.